UGUAACAGUUUUACUAUCAGUAAUGGAGAACUCCUGGACGUUGCUGUUGGCAUAUAUCCCAGCAUGUCUUUGUUAAACCACAGUUGCGACCCAAACUGCUUGAUUGUAUUUGAUGGAAAAUGCCUUCUCCUUCAAACAAUCAAAGAAAUCUCAAAGGGUGAAGAGCUCACAGUAAGUUACAUUGAUGUGAACAGGCCCAGCCACAUUCGCCAAAAGCAGCUUCAGCGCCAGUACUGCUUCAUCUGUAAUUGUCAUCUCUGCCUGACGAAAGAUAAGGAUGAAGACAUGUUGGCAGGGGAUCCGCAAGCUUCAAAAGAGGCAGAGGGAUCAAUUGCAAGGCUGGAGGAGCUGAAUUUCCAGGAAAAAUGGCAGGAGUCCUUAGAUCUUUCCAGGUCCCUGAUCAGAUCUUACAGUGGUCGGCUUCCAGAUAAAAACAUCUAUCAGCUGGAAUUACUGGAUUUAGCCAUGGAUGCGGCUAUUGCUCUCGAACUGUGGGAGGAGGCCUUGCAUUUUGGUUUAAGAACCUUGGAGCCCUUUAGUCUGUAUUAUCCACACAGUCACCCAGUGAGGGCACUACAGAUAAAUAGAGUGGGCAAGAUACAGCUUUUCCUAGAAAUGUAUCCCGAAGCCAUGAAAAUGCUUAAACAGGCCUUUGAUAUAAUGAAGAUAACCCACGGAAAAGACCACAUUCUGAUGAAGGACCUGAUAGAUCUUUUAAGGGAAUGUGAAGCCAGCAUGAAAACAAAGUAGAGAUGUAUUCCAUAAUGAUACAGUAACACAGCUACAGCACAUUUUUUUGCCUAAAGAACAUAUUGCUCCAAUUACAUUUUUUUGUUGUGUAUUACUUUACCUUAAGUAGUAAUAAAUCAUGAAUACUUCUGUUGUGGAAAUAUGCAAAUUGAGGGAACUCAGAUUUCAUUACUGUACAAAAAUAUAUGUAGCUUAUAAAUGCAUUUCAUAUAUUUCAAUUUUUCUCACAAUUAACUCAAUUAUUAGACAUUCCGUAAGCAUUUUAUUCACUCAGUUUUCAGAAAUCAGAUAUUAUUAUUUUUGUUUAUUGGAAGGAAACCAUAUAUACAUGAACGUUACAUAAACAAUGGUUCUGUUUCAAUACUGUAAACUCUUUUCAGGAGAAUCAUUUUGUAUACAGCCAUCUGCUAACUGUACAUGUCUGUUCUUUCUGAAUAUUAAUAAACUCCAUCUAUGUGAAGCAAA
This is a messenger RNA of Bombina bombina (fire-bellied toad), 1215 nucleotides long. RefSeq names its product histone-lysine N-methyltransferase SMYD3. Gene Ontology annotation, molecular function: protein binding. The transcript has 7 exons. The record is from RefSeq and is a predicted model, not a curated record. NCBI's taxonomy places the organism in Eukaryota, Metazoa, Chordata, Amphibia, Anura, Bombinatoridae. Gene Ontology annotation, cellular component: nucleus. Bases 64 to 750 code for a protein of 228 amino acids.